AAAAAAAAAAUACCCAAACCGGAGGCCCAGACCCGGUGGCUACCCGGGCCAGUCCUGGGUCCACCAAUCCUGAACCGCCGGCCAGCUCGGGCCUAGGCCCGACCCAGAUCCGACCAGGCCCGAAUCCACCCCUAGUUACCAUAUCACAAAUGUACUCCGUAUCACAAGCCAUGUAUCCUUUCGCAAAGUUAUUGCCCCUGUUUGUUUUUCGGAGGUUCGGCCCUUAUACGCUGCUUUUAGCAGUGUUUGUAGUUAAAAAACAAGGGAAAUUUUCACAAAUAACCUAAAAUUGAAAAUAAUUUCAUUUUUUACCAUCUUAGAUUCAUAUUUCAAAAAUAAGCUAAGUAGUUUACUAUUUUCAAAAAGGUUCAUAUAUAAAUAUACCCAAUUUAGAAACUCAUAGCAAGUCCUCGUCUCCAGCGCGCUAAAUUCGGAACCGAUCACGUUUUUCUAAGCUGCGAAGAAAUCCAACGAUCUCAGCUCUUCUUACCAGGUAAUUACAAAGUUCAAUUAGUCAUCUCCAAUUCUACCGAUAAAACAAGGUCCGAUUAUUAGCUAUAUGAUCAUAAAUUAUGAAGCUAGAAUUCGUUUAGUGAUUCAUCGGUUAGUAAGAUUUGUUUCUUGUUUUGAAUAAUUGUAAGUUUUGUUUCUGAUGAAUGAUUUCUUCUGUUGUUUACAAAAUAAACUGAUGAAUUCAAUAAAUGUUGUUUUUGUUUGUGGACAUUGCAAUACUCUGUACACUUAUUUGUAGUUCAUUAAGAACGAACGAUGUUUAUUAUUAAUAAUAACAGGAAACAUGGAAACAAUUCCUAUUUUUGUUCAUCACGAUGGUCAUUGGAAUGAAGGAAUGGAGUAUGUGAACUUCAAUGUGUUUGAAAUUACUUUAGCUACAAACAGUUCUUAUCCUGAGUUGAUUGCAAAGACAGGAGACAGGAUUAGAAUAGAAAGACAAUCAUCUACAUUGAUAAUUCAAUACAAAGUCAGAGAGAAUUAUUCACCAUUGAUGAUAGAAGAUAACUCAGCUCUAUUGUUUUAUUUACACCUUAAGAAACAAGAGAUAGAUGUGACCAAAUUCCCUCUCUGCAUAUAUAAACCUUGCUGAUGUACAUGAGGAAACAACUUGCAACAUGUUUCAUGGGGGAUAUCAACAAGAAAAAACAAGUAGCCUGCAAGCAGUGACAAUGUCUGAAGAUAGCUCAAAAAUCAGUGAAGAGUUGGACAUUAAUGGUUUUAUAUUAGCUCGGGCAAAUAAAACAACUUAAGCACUACUGCAACAAAAAUGUGUGGAGUUAACAUCAACAAAUUGCGUUAACAGUGACGUUCAUCCUGAAGCAGGACUGAUUUACAUCAACAGGGAUGAGUUCAAGAGAGCACUUAAGAUGUAUGCUAUCAAAAAUCACUCCCAGUACAAGGCACAUAAGACAAAUAAGAAGUAUUUUGCAGCAAAAUGCUUGCACGAAAAUUGCAGCUGGGAAAUAAGAUCAAAGCAAACUGGAACCUUGGGAAGGUUCAUUGUUGUGAAGUUUAUACAAACACAUUCUUGUAGAUUGGAAGUGAGAUUAACAGAUCAAAGACAUGCAACAUCUAGUUUGGUAGCAGACUGUAUUAAGUCUAAACUAGUGGAUCCAAAAACAUCAUAUAAUGCAAUGGAUGUACAGAGAGAUAUGUUAGAGGAGUAUGACAUUGAAAUAAGCUACUUAAAAGCGUGGAGAGCAAAAGAAAAGGCAUUGAUUAAGCUAAGAGGAAAACCAGAAGAGUCCUACAGGUUUCUGCAACAAUUCAUGAGUAUGGUGAAACAAACAAAUCCUGGAUCUUUUCUGGAAAUCAAAGUUAAUGAAGACAAUACUUUUUUAUAUGCAUUCAUGGCAAUCAAUGCAUCAAUUCAGGGAUGGAAGUUCUGCAGACCGGUUAUGGUAGUUGAUGGCACAUUCCUGACUGGGAGAUAUGGGGGCACACUGUUAACAGCAUCAACACAAGAUGCAUGUGGGAAAAUAUUUCCACUUGCAUUCUGUGUUGUUGAUUCUGAAAAUAAUGAAUCAUGGAGAUGGUUUUUCUUAAAUAUUAAAGAAGCUUUUGGUUAUAGGAAUGAAAUGGUAAUUGUUUCUGAUAGGCAUGAGAGCAUUGCUAAAGGUGUGAUAGAAGUAUAUCCCGAAUGUGAACAUGGGGUAUGCAUUUACCAUUUGUUUAACAACCUAAAGACAAGGUUCAAAAGAAAAACAAAAAAAAUGAAAGACAGUUAUUUUGAAGCAGCAAAAGCUUAUACAAGAGAGGAGUUUGACUGCCAUAUUAAGGAACUGGAGAAGAUUGAUGAGGAAAUAGUGUCAUAUAUGUACACAGUUGGGUAUGAAAAAUGGGCUAGAGUGUUCUCAAUCUCCAAAAGGUACUCAACCAUGACUUCAAACAUAGCAGAAUCACUAAAUGUUGUACUGAAGAAGAUAAAAAAUCUGCCAAUAACUGCUUUGCUAAAGUUCUUGCACACAUUGGUACAAAUAUGGACACAUGUAAACCGAAAUGGUGCAAGAAAUACAUUCACACAACUUGCAAGAGUUCCACAUGAAACUCUAGAACAGAAUUACAUGAAAUGCAUGAAACUGAAGGUGAUUCCUUCUACUGAGGUGAUAUUCAGUGUCUAUGAUAUGAACAUAAUCUUCAUUGUUAAUCUAGAGGACAAAACAUGCACUUGUAGGAGGUUUCAAAUGGAUGAAUUGCCUUGUACGCACGCACUGGCAGUACUAAAAAAGAUAAAUCAAGAGCCGUACAGAUUUUGCUCAUUUUACUACACAAAGGAAACAUUGCUACAAACUUAUAGUGAGACAGUGCAUCCUAUUCCAGAUCAAAAAACAUGGCAAAUGCAGAUUUCUGAGCCAAUCUUGCAGGUUUAUCCACCACAUGCAAGGAAAAAGGCAUGAAGGCCGAAAAAGCAGAGAUAUAAAGCACACUGGGAGACUACAACAAAAAACAAAUGUGGGAAGUGUGGAAACAAAGGACACAAUAGAAAGACAUGCAGGAAUGCACCCCAAACGUAGAAACCUUAGCUAGUUUGAGAAGUGUUUUUGCUAUUUUUAUCUAUCAUUUCUGUUGAAUGUCAAUUCAAAUGUGCAUGAACACUAGUAGCUGUGAAUUCUAUAUGACUGUGUGUGUAUUUAAA
This is a messenger RNA of Cuscuta europaea, 3148 nucleotides long. NCBI's taxonomy places the organism in Eukaryota, Viridiplantae, Streptophyta, Magnoliopsida, Solanales, Convolvulaceae. The record is from the annotation of a GenBank genome assembly.